GACGCGACGUACCGGGCGUUCGUCUCGCGAUACAAAGACGCGCUCUUCGAGAACCGACACGGCGUGCGGUCGACGGAAGAGAACCGCGCCGCGGUGUUCGGCGACGUCUACGCGUCGUGGGCGAGCGGGGAGGACCACCCGGACGCCAAUGAUGAAAACGUCGAAAACGCGGACCCGCGGCGCCGCGGCCACGCGCGUUCUUCUCCUCUCAGCGCGACGCCGGAGAGGAAGACGCGCGCCUCUCCGGCGUUUUCUGCUUCCAACGCGCGGCUCGUGCGCAUGGGCGCGCUGGACAACAGCUUCCUCGUGCGCGACGACGCCGUGGAGGUGUUCCGGAACGCGGCGGACGGCGCGCUGACCGCCGCGGGCGUCUCCGUCUCGUUGAAAAAUCUGAACAUCACGCCGACGAAGGCGAUCCUCGCGGACGCGGAGCGCACGAUGCUCCUGCUGUCCCCGCUCGAGGGCGCGCCGGGGGGUCGGUCGGACAGAGUGUAUCAGAUGGAUCUCGAGACGGAAAAGAUCGUCCGAGAGUGGUCCUGCGUCAAGGACGGCGCGAGCGCGCCGAUGCUCGACGUCGCGUGCGACACCAAGAGCGCGCAGCUCGAGGGCGGACGAGGGACGUUCGUGGGCGUGGACGCGAACCGUCUCGUGCGGUGGGACGCGCGCGUCGGCGGCGACGCGCGUUCCGUCGUGCAAGAGACGACGUUCGAGCGCGGCGCGUCCGCGUCCCCGCUGCGUUACGUCUCCGGGCACGACUUCGCGCGCGGCGCGAAAUUCAGCUGCGUCGCGACGACGGGCGACGGCGACGUCGUCGUCGGCGCGGACGACGGCAAGAUCCGCCUGUACGCCUCCGGCGGGGGCUUCCGCCAGGCGAAGACGUCGUUCCCCGGGCUCGGCGGCGCCAUCACGGCGAUCGACGUCACGUACGACGGCAAGUGGGUGCUCGCGACGACGGACACGUGCCUCGUGUUGUUGCACACGUGUUUCCGAGACGACCGCACAGGGGAGCUGACGAACGGAUUUAAACGCCGCGCGGGCGAGAAGAUCGCCGCGCCGCGGCUGCUGAAGCUGAAACCGGAAGACGUCGCGCGGAUGGGGCAGGGCGCGGGUAUCGCGGCGAAGUUCACGAGAGGGAAGUUCACGUGGGUCACCGAGCGCGGCGGCGCCCCCGAGCGGUGGAUCGUCGCGUCGUGCGGCGUCCACUCCGUCGUGUACAACUUUCGAAAAGUGAAGGCGCGUUCUAUCUUACACUGGUCCCCUUUCAACUGCAACUGA
Molecule: messenger RNA, 1275 nt
Organism: Micromonas pusilla CCMP1545
Lineage: Eukaryota; Viridiplantae; Chlorophyta; Mamiellophyceae; Mamiellales; Mamiellaceae
Exons: 5
Cellular component (GO): cytoplasm; nucleus
Molecular function (GO): protein binding
Source: RefSeq, a predicted model, not a curated record